ACCUCUGCAACCCUCUCCAGCCAGCCCAACCCGCACUAGCACCAUCAAGAUGGCCUCCGCUCAGCAGAAGUUCGACUACUACAUCUCGCAGGUUGACAAGGAGCUCUCCAAGUACCCUACCCUCAACCGCCUCGAGUCGCAGACCGGCAUUCCCAAGGCCUACGCGACCCUCGGCGCCGCCGCCGUCUUCUCGACCCUCGUCUUCUUCAACAUCGCGGCGAGCUUCCUCACCAACUUCCUCGGCUGGGCGCUCCCGGCCUACUUCUCGAUCCGCGCGCUCGAGUCGCCCGGCCACGACGACGACGUCCAGUGGCUCACCUACUGGGUCGUCUUUGGCCUGUUCACCUUCAUCGAGAACUUCUCGGGCCUCAUCGUCGCCUGGUUUCCGUGGUACUACGUCGUGAAGACCGGCUUCAUUUUCUAUCUGAUUCUUCCCUCGACUCGCGGCGCCGUCGUCCUCCACGAGAAGGUCGUCAAGCCCAUGUUCCACCAGCGCAAGGUCGCCCCGACCACCACCUCGGGCACCACGAGCGUCACCUCGACCCCGGUCGUCGCUGCCCAGUGAACCGCUGCACGCAAGGCGCUCGCCGCGCUCGACCGCGUCGACGCCGAGGUUGCACACUUGAGCGGCCGAGCGAGGAGCGCUGUCGAGCGCCUCUCUGCCCGUCUGCCCUAGUUUGCCGUCCUCUCUCGUCCUCCCCCUCCUCCCUCUUUGUUCGAUAGCUCCCCUCCCCCGUGCUUUCCCGUCGUACCUGCGUCUCUCCCCCUUUUACCCUUACACCUCCUCUCGUCAAUCUCCCUCCUCGAUCCGCUUCCUCUCCUCUCCUCCCCUCUCCGUCUCGACAUGGACACAAUCAAGUAGUGACGCUCC
Messenger RNA from Rhodotorula graminis WP1, 871 nucleotides. RefSeq lists its product as uncharacterized. The transcript is spliced from 6 exons. Bases 50 to 565 code for a protein of 171 amino acids. The record is from RefSeq and is a predicted model, not a curated record. NCBI's taxonomy places the organism in Eukaryota, Fungi, Basidiomycota, Microbotryomycetes, Sporidiobolales, Sporidiobolaceae.